Phytophthora infestans T30-4 is the source of this 1494-nucleotide messenger RNA. RefSeq lists its product as uncharacterized. The transcript is spliced from 3 exons. The record is from RefSeq and is a predicted model, not a curated record. Lineage: Eukaryota; Oomycota; Peronosporomycetes; Peronosporales; Peronosporaceae. Bases 1 to 1494 code for a protein of 497 amino acids.
AUGCAUUGCACUCGAACCGUUCACGGUGAUCUCCGUACCAGUACCACGGAAUGGCCGUCUUUGAUGCUUCACUUUACGUUGAAACGCAACUCAAUGCAAGUGAACGGCCAGCCCGAGUUCGACGUUUAUGCUAACCCGAUCGUGUCCAAAGAUGGUCUAAGCGUCACCUACGACGGGUACGUGGACUUCACCGAAGGCUCGACCCUCACCCGGUACACGCUGGUCGACGGUAUCGCCUACUCGACGACUACGACCUCCGAGACGGACCAAACUCAAGCUUCAUCGUCAACAUCCGAAUGCGUCGAAGUGAACGCACUGCCACCACUCAACGACAUGUUACCGGCGCUCAACGACGCUACGCAAGUUGCAAAUGCUACUUUAGACGGUGCUAAGAUCAAGUGUUCGCCGGGAAAUCUGUUUAAGGUCACCUUCCGAGGACUUAACCUGGCCGUUUGUGCGUCUGGUUCUUCAGGUGUUCACGUUUAUGGCAGUGACUUGGAGAUCAGACUUAACGAUUGUGAGCGUGUUGUGAACGCCACUGCCGUCACUGAAACCUCCAUCGCCCUGCUAACUGGCGAUGUGAUCCCUGAGAGCGAGUCGCGAAGCCUGGACUUAGACUCGGGCGUCGAUCUUGAAGCCACUACAUGCUCUUGCAAGUCAACGCCACGUCCAUGUCUCUUCAUUCACGGUCUUGGGAUUGACAACGAGAGAGCAGAACUUCAGGACUCGUUCAGUGCCUACUGGGGCAACAUGACAGACCACGCUCCGUGCUGCACAGAAUUCAAGUACAUGGUCUGGAACUCCAUGGAGACCGGAUGGAAUAAUGACACCCAGCAGCAGAUCAUGUGCGACCUCGCAGCUUCCGUGACAGAAUCAGGCUCACCGACCGAGAUUGCCGACACUAUCGUCGUCACGCACUCGAUGGGCGGACUCAUGUUGGCAGGAGCCAUUGCAACGGGGAAGUGCUCGCUCGCUAACAGCAGCUCGUGGGUCGCUACGAGCCCUCCGAUGUCAGGAAGUAUGGGGGCUAACUACGCUCUGGAGUCCUGUGACGGAGAGCACACUGUUAUUAUGGAGGCGAUCGGCAACGUGACAGACCAAUGUCCAGUGCUCGGAGCUACAAAGUCACUAGCGUAUGAAGGUGAAAAGUUGACUUCUACGGAGAUGGACGAGGGCUACGAGGCGGCCCAAGAAGUCUUCCGGACGCACGUUCACGCUGCCAUGUGCAGCAACGCGUUCUGGGGACUGUUUUCGCUCUACCAGCCUCUGUAUUGGCUUCUCGGCGCUGCACUUCCUCACAAGUCCAAGCAGAACGACGGAUUGGUUGAGUUCCAGAGCUGUGCUGGCGGCCUCCCGCUUGAACAGUUCGGGGAACAUUACAGUGACCAAUUCUACGUGACAAGUCUCAACCACGCCGACACCACCUUCUAUCACGGCGACGGUCUCUUCAGUGCCGCACAGAAACCUGUCAAGUGGUUUGAGUGCAUUCUGUAA